AUGUCUCCCAUCCUGCUGUUGUGUGCCUUUCUCUCAGUCCCUGAGAAGCCGAAGAGGUCUGUGCUGAACCAGCUGACGCGUACACUGCUGCGUCAUUAUGACUGCGGGAUCCGACCCGUCCUCAACUGGACCAGUCCUACCACGGUCUUCAUUGACCUCAUUAUCCAGUCUGUGCUGGACGUGGAUGGACAGAUGCAGAAAGUGACCACAAGCAUCUGGUAUCGGCAAAUCUGGAAAGACGAGUUUCUCGUGUGGGAUCCUGAGGAAUUUGAUGGAAUCACAGAAAUAUCACUUUCCUCAGAUGCCAUCUGGGUGCCUGACGUCAUCAUCAGUGAAUUUGUGGAUGAGGGGAAAUCUCCUGUUAUCCCAUAUGUGUAUGUCAACUCCUCUGGGAUUGUAAAAAACUACAAACCCAUCCAGGUGGUCUCGGCCUGCGACUUGGAGAUUUAUGCCUUUCCCUUUGAUAAGCAGAACUGCACUCUGACCUUCCGCAGCUUGCUCCACUCAGUGGGUGAAGUGGAUCUGGCUCUUUUGAGGAACACAGAGGAAAUCGCCACUGACACCGGAGAGUUCAUGAACAACGGCGAAUGGGAGCUGCUGUCAGUGCCUUCUCAUUACUGGAAGCUUAACUUGGCUAACAAGGAUUACGCACACAUCCAGUUUAAUGUACUAAUCCGCCGGCGUCCCCUGCUGUAUGUGGUCAGUGUCCUCAUCCCCAGCAUCUUCCUCAUGUUGGUGGAUGUUAUCAGUUUCUACCUGCCACCAAACAGUGGCACCCGCAUCACCUUCAAAACCAGCAUUCUUCUUGGGUACACCGUAUUCAGGGUUAACAUGAUGGAUGAAAUCCCAGCGACAGCCAUCAAAACACCUCUGAUUGGUGUUUUCUUCGCGGUUUGCAUGGCCCUUCUGGUGCUCAGUUUGGCUAAGUCCAUUUUUGUGGUGAAGCUCCUACAUCACAGUCAUGAGGAGGUGAAGGACAUGUCCAUCACUGCCUGCUUGCUGCAAAAGUAUGGUUCAACGGAGCAGACUUUCAGUGAGAGUCUGUUCACCUCUGUGAGGACGCUGGAUGACAUGGAUCAGUCAGGAGGCUAUGAGUUUGAUCUCUCACCUGAGCCGGACCUGUUGUCUCUGACAGAAACCCAGUCCGGUCCACCACAUCUGGAGAAAAUCUUACAAGAGCUCAUUACCCUCAAACUUUCCCUCCAGGUGGAAGACUACGACUGCCUGGCUCAGAAAGACUGGCUCGCUCUUUGUUACAAAGUAGACAAGUUGCUGUUUCGCUUUUACCUGCUCAUCUUCACCAUUUACUCCAGCACUCUCCUGCUGCUGUGGAGUAGCUGGAGCUCAGUCUGA
Ictalurus punctatus (channel catfish) is the source of this 1353-nucleotide messenger RNA. It is a transcript of the gene htr3b, whose product is annotated as 5-hydroxytryptamine (serotonin) receptor 3B. NCBI's taxonomy places the organism in Eukaryota, Metazoa, Chordata, Actinopteri, Siluriformes, Ictaluridae. Gene Ontology annotation, molecular function: extracellular ligand-gated monoatomic ion channel activity; neurotransmitter receptor activity; transmembrane signaling receptor activity. The transcript has 9 exons. The record is from RefSeq and is a predicted model, not a curated record. Gene Ontology annotation, biological process: signal transduction; nervous system process; monoatomic ion transmembrane transport. Bases 1 to 1353 code for a protein of 450 amino acids. Gene Ontology annotation, cellular component: neuron projection; synapse; postsynaptic membrane.